AAGACACAACACACGCCACUCCUUCCACGUUCCUCCUCUCCAUCGCACCUACUUUAUGGUGUCACCUGCACCCUCCAUUCAUGUCUUGAACCAUGGCCUAUUGUUUCGUCUGUUCCUCUCCUUUCGUCAGUGCUGAUCUUUGUCUAUGGCAGAGUAGAUUUAGGACUCCCCCUCCCCCUCUCUGUUGAUUCCAAGGGAACAGAGUAACAUAUCUCAGAGAGGAGAAAAGAAAGAAUGGAUCAUCAAAACCAAGGUUGGAUUUUAGGUGCUCUUCUUGUUUCAGUCUUUCCUGAUGGAUGGUGUAAACAUCGUGUUCGUUCCAUGAUAUUUGGUGGUAUUUUUAGCUGUAACGUUCUGGGAAACGCGGAAAGGUGUUGUAGGUGUUCGAUGAUUUGAUGAGGAGAGCGAACGAUGGCUUGUCGCAUCUGUUUGUUUUGUAUGGCUAAUUGCUAUAGUGGUUGUGGGAGAUCGCUCACACGCCACUUUUUCGUGUCAGCCCAAAUACCAUGGAGCAGCUCUUCUUCUUUUUGCGACGUUGAAAGUUGCACUUGUUUGGUAUCACAGUUUUGGUUCCCUGAGAAAUUGUGCUCGCCUGACCUUUUUUUUUCUCUUUAUCAGAUGCAGCCCAAGAAAAAGGAAAGAAUUCGUAGAUAUUUCUGCUUGUUUGCAGUCUUGAUCGCAUUGCUGCUACCAUCUGAUUAGUCUUUGGAUGUAUUCAGCUCCAAUGCGGCUCUCCUCUUCUCCUUCCUCACUUGAUAUCUCCGUGCAUUCUUUCAGGUUCUUCCUGAUUUUGUUGUGAGCUCACACGCCUUCCAUGGAGGGUCAGACAUCGUGGCAAUUUCAUCCUACUUCCCACCACCAGUCUCGGGUUGCGGAGUUUGAGCCGAUCCGCGAGGACAGCGACAACCACGACCAAGACGCAUUGGUUUCUUUGGACGCCAUUCUGCCUGAUGACCUCCUGGAGAAGGUCCUCUCCUUCUUGCCCAUAGCGAGCAUCAUCCGGUCGAGCUCCGUCUGCAAACGAUGGUACGAAGCUGUGCAUUCCGGGUGGCACUCAUGGGCCGAGAUGUCGCCUCAGAAGCCAUGGUACUUCAUGUUCACCUGCAGCGACGACGCCGUGUCGGGCUACGUCUACGACCCGAGCCUCCGGAAGUGGUACGGCUUCGACUUCCCCUGCAUCGAGAGGAGUAACUGGUCCGUCUCCGCCUCCGGCGGACUGGUCUGCUUGAUGGACGGCGAGAACCGGAGCCGGAUCUUCGUCUGCAACCCCAUCACGCGAGACCGGAAGCGGCUGCGAGACGCCCCCGGCGGGAAGACCCCCGACUACACCGCGCUCGCCAUGUCGGUGGACAGGAGCGCGCACAGCUACACCGUCGCCCUGGCGAAGUGCAAGCAGGCGCCCCAGGAUUACUGUCAGUGGGGCUUGUCGAUCCACGUUUACGAGUCGGGGACCCGAUCAUGGGCCACUCUCUUCAGUGAAGUCUUGGUGGGUUGGAGGGGAGGAGACGAGUGCGUGAUCUGCGACGGAGUCCUGUACUACCUGAUCUACUCCACCGGCGUGCUCAGGAACGUCGAACCGCGCCAUUGCUUGGCCAUGUAUGACCUGUCAGCCAGAUCUUCCCGCACAUCCUUGAUGCAAAUGGCGAUCCCGGUGCCAUGUUCACUGACCUGCGGCAGACUGAUGAACCUCAAAGACAGGCUAGUCAUGGUCGGCGGGAUCGGGAAGCACGACCGACCGGGCAUCAUCAAGGGGAUCGGAAUCUGGGAGCUUCACAACAGGGGAUGGCGAGAGGUGACUCGGAUGCCGCAGAAGUUCUUCCAGGGGUUCGGCGAAUUCGACGACGUCUUCGCGAGCGGCGGCGCCGACGAUCUCAUUUACAUCCAGAGCUUCGGAUCACCGGCACUGCUGACCUUUGACGUGACUCAGAGGGUGUGGAGGUGGUCGGCGAAGAGCCCGGUGAGCAAGAGGUUUCCCCUGCAGCUCUUUACCGGCUUCUGCUUCGAGCCGAGGCUUGCGAUCGCUUCCUGAUAUCUUUCGAUGCCUCAUGAAUUUAUCCUAGAAAUCCGACCAUUUGAGCUAGCAGACAGUGGCUGUCAUCAGGUUUUCGUUGCUGCUGUGGAAAAUGACAAACUCGCACCAACACACACCUGCAUCUGCCCAGGGAAGAAGGGAGGUCAGCUAGCCGGUGGCUCAGCCUCAGGCCUGCCCAUUGUCUCUGCCUGCCACCCUCACACCACCACCGUACCAUCACCAGCCAUUAAAAGCAGAGACCCAUGGCUGUACACUUGGUUCUUAGUUGUGGUUGGAGCUGUCUCCUUGCAUCGGUAGGGUAGCAACACAGCAGUAGCUUUUGUUUGUUGAAGUUGCAUCCACUGUAUCUAUCUUCUUGGCCUACGGGGGUUUCUGAGCUUUGUCUCUUUGCUGUCCACUAGUGCUACCAGUUUCUGGAGGCUUUACAUACAAUCCAAAACACAAUUAUGUGAGCAGUUGAAGUUAGGACAAAGUGGGGGUCACUGUGUGCCACUCUUAUUCUGAGGAGGUGAGAGGGAGAGUGUACUGUCACAGGAAUCAUCUUAGGGGAGAAUAGCAACAUUGAAACUUCAUCCAAUCAACAACUGAAACAUAUCUGUUUUCUUCUCUACUUGCAUAGUACUUUGUCCCCUUCAAAUGUUUGUCUUGUUAUGAUGGCUGUAAAG
Musa acuminata AAA Group (dessert banana) is the source of this 2697-nucleotide messenger RNA. RefSeq names its product F-box/kelch-repeat protein At3g61590-like. The transcript is spliced from 2 exons. The coding region runs from base 815 to 2029 and encodes 404 amino acids. The record is from RefSeq and is a predicted model, not a curated record. NCBI's taxonomy places the organism in Eukaryota, Viridiplantae, Streptophyta, Magnoliopsida, Zingiberales, Musaceae. Gene Ontology annotation, molecular function: protein binding.